Molecule: messenger RNA, 819 nt
Organism: Punctularia strigosozonata HHB-11173 SS5
Lineage: Eukaryota; Fungi; Basidiomycota; Agaricomycetes; Corticiales; Punctulariaceae
Exons: 1
Coding region: 1-819 (272 amino acids)
Source: RefSeq, a predicted model, not a curated record
AUGCCCCCUUCAUCUGACUCGACCGCGGAUCCGCCUGCGAAGAGGCGGGGUGCCACCAAGCGUAAAGAGCCGCCAACCGCAGUCGACCCCGACCCGGCCGUUAAUGCACCGCCGCCUAAGGAUGCUGCGUCAACCACCGCCGAUGUCGACCUAAUGCCGCUCCCGGGUACGACACCGGAAGGCGAGGACGUGGUGAUCAUUACCUGUUGCAAGGGCGUCGAAUUCAACGCCACCCAUAAGGAGUUCAUCGUGGAUCACGUACCUGCCCCGAUGAUAGGAUGCCCGUUCGAUGUGUACCAUUGGAAGGACGUCGAGCGUUACCUUCGCUAUGACGAGCGCAUCCGUGGCGGUCUUGCCUCUGUCGACGAGCCGGUGCCGAUUGGGUACUACUCCCUCCGCUCGACGCUCAGGAAGCUUGUCGAUCCCAGCGUCGCUUCACUAUCAGGGUUCGACGAUAAGGGAACGGCUGAGGUGGAGGGCGAGCCGAUGCGACCGAUCUUCUUCCGGCCGGAAGUUCAGGAGGUCUUAGGCGGACACGCCGCCAAGCGCGCUGCUAGAUCGAAGUCGGCGAAGGAGGGACAGGAGAAGGCCGAGGGGACCCAGGCGAAGAAGAUCAAGAAGCAGUCGGUCGACGAUCACGCGGGGUCAAACCAAGGAUCACACAAGGUUCCCGGAUCGUCGGGCUCGUCACUCGGCGCAUUAGGGGUCGACGAAGAUAUCAUUCAAUUUGCUAUCGCGCAAGCUCUUCGUGGACAGAUGCGCGCUCAACAGCGCCGACGGGAGCGGGAAUUGGAGAAGGGUUCGCGCAGGGGCGCGUAG